AUGCAGCCCGCAGUCCCUCGAACACCCAGUCCCGAUGCUGGCGUCGCCCACAUUCUCGGCAUCAACCACUACAACAGCGAGGAGAACGAAUGGAAACAGGUCCAAAAUACCGAAGAAGCAAAUGCCAACACUCAGCCCCGCUCAAACUUUGCCCUAAUAACAUGGAAUGUGGACUUCGUCUCCUCUGAGCCUCAAGACCGGAUCAGUGCCGCCAUGUCAUAUCUCCGCUCCAUGCUGAUCAGUGGAACCGAAGAUCCCGACACGAUCUCCCCGGCCGUUAUAGUGUUACAAGAAGUUAACCACGAAAUGAUCAAAUCGCUAUCAGAGAACGAAUGGGUACGAAAGAACUUCUAUAUCACGGAUGUCGUCAGCGAUAAGGGUAUUUGGCAGAAAAGCCACUAUGGUACCGUUACGUUGGUGGAUAGGAGGAUUAAAGUCAAGAACGUGAUUCGACUACAUUACGACUCGAACAUGGAUCGCGACUGUUUAUUCGUCGAUAUCGAAGCCGUCUCAUCGCGUACAUCGGAGGUCGUCACCGUCAGAGUCGGAAAUACACAUCUUGAAUCCCUCGUAGGCGCGAAACCCUGGAGGUUGGAACAACUCAAGCUGGCGGCGAGAUUCGUGCUUUACGAUACAAAUGUUUAUACUGGGUUAAUAGCUGGAGAUAUGAACCCUAUCGACCCAUACGAUCUGAAGAUUGCGGAUGAAGCGGGGCUGAAAGACGCUUAUCUGGUAGGUGGUGGGUCUGAGGAUAAUGCCAGAGGCCAUACCUGGGGCUAUCAGACUGAGAACAACCAGUUCCCCAAAAGGAGAUUUGACAAAAUCUUCCAUCCUCCUAGUGAUAAGAUCAAGGUCGAACAGGUAGAGCCGAUCGGGAUCGGAGAGAAAACACCAGAAAAGCCAAAAGUCUACAUUUCGGACCACUAUGGAGUUUUUGGGAAUGUUCGGAUAUUGUAA
Molecule: messenger RNA, 957 nt
Organism: Orbilia oligospora ATCC 24927
Lineage: Eukaryota; Fungi; Ascomycota; Orbiliomycetes; Orbiliales; Orbiliaceae
Exons: 1
Coding region: 1-957 (318 amino acids)
Biological process (GO): double-strand break repair
Cellular component (GO): cytoplasm; PML body
Molecular function (GO): single-stranded DNA binding; 5'-tyrosyl-DNA phosphodiesterase activity
Source: RefSeq, a predicted model, not a curated record